ACUAUUUAUCGCCCGUCUCCCACUCUUGUCUCCUGCUGCGCUGCUGCAAGAUGUCUCAAAAGAGCCCCAAGAGCGGUUCGCCGCGAUCUCCACGAUCUCCCCAGAGUCAGGGACCUGUUGCAACUGCUGCACAGACCCUUGAAGUCGAUGAUAUUUCAGAGGGGGAGGAAGACGACCCAGGUCUUGGUGAAGACUCCGAAAGCUCGACGGCCUCCAUCACCUCGAGCAUCCUCCACUAUCGCACCAUCAAUGGCAGGACUUACCACAGCGAAAGAGGAAAUGCUGCCUAUUGGGGCUCCAAUGAUGAACGACAAAGUGAAGCGAUGGACAUUGCGCAUCACAUGUUUACUCUUUCGCAAGACGGCGAGCUACACUUUGCUCCACUGAAUGAUAAUAUUCAAAAAGUACUUGACGUUGGAUGCGGAACAGGAAUAUGGGCCAUUGAUUUUGCGGACAAGUAUCCCGGAUGCGAAGUGAUAGGGACAGACAUCUCCCCAAUCCAACCUUCAUGGGUGCCUCCUAAUGUCAAGUUUGAAAUCGAGGACUUCAACCAAGACUGGACUUUUCCUCCAGAGUCCUUUGAUUACGUCCACUUACGUUAUUUAGUUGGAUGCGUUCCCGAUUGGGAUAAACUCUUUGAACAAGCCUUCAAGGCCCUCAAGCCAGGCGGCUGGGUCGAGUCCUUUGAAGCUUCAGCUAUCAUCGAGAGUGAUGACGAUAGUGUAAAGCCCGACUCAGCAUUGGCUCAGUGGGGACCUAUCUUUAUCAAGGCCUCAAAGACAAUUGGAAAUACGUUUACCGUCGUAGGAGAUGAGCUUCAAAGACCUGGUAUUGAAAAGGCUGGAUUUACAGAUGUCAAACAAUGGGACUCGAAGUUACCUUUGAAUCCAUUUCCCAAAGACCCCAAGCUUAAGGAAAUUGGGCAAUUUGGUGAGCUGUUCAGUACUCAGGACACUGAAGGGUUUGUCUUGUUUGUUGCCAACACUCUAGGAUGGACUCCCGAAGAGGUUCAUGUAUACAUCGCCAAGUUCCGGCGGGAGAUCAGAGACAGGAGGAAUCACCCGUACAUUCGCUUGAGAACUGUCUGGGCAAGGAAGCCGGAGUAAAUAUGAGGUCAUUUACUUGUUAAUGAGACUGGCCGAAGCAUAUGAC
Fusarium redolens is the source of this 1152-nucleotide messenger RNA. Its product is annotated as S-adenosyl-L-methionine-dependent methyltransferase. The record is from RefSeq and is a predicted model, not a curated record. Bases 51 to 1106 code for a protein of 351 amino acids. Gene Ontology annotation, molecular function: methyltransferase activity. The transcript is spliced from 8 exons. Lineage: Eukaryota; Fungi; Ascomycota; Sordariomycetes; Hypocreales; Nectriaceae.